Molecule: messenger RNA, 5279 nt
Organism: Aquila chrysaetos chrysaetos
Lineage: Eukaryota; Metazoa; Chordata; Aves; Accipitriformes; Accipitridae
Gene: DCUN1D5
Product: defective in cullin neddylation 1 domain containing 5
Exons: 6
Coding region: 1185-1640 (151 amino acids)
Biological process (GO): positive regulation of ubiquitin-protein transferase activity; protein neddylation
Cellular component (GO): ubiquitin ligase complex
Molecular function (GO): ubiquitin conjugating enzyme binding; ubiquitin-like protein binding; cullin family protein binding
Source: RefSeq, a predicted model, not a curated record
UUGUCUGUAGUACAUCUUUAAUUCUGGCUUUCAGCACGUAAGGCUUCAUCUUGGAGAGCAUUGCUUUCUUUUCCAGUGAAGCUUAAAGCAAUGCAUGGGAGAUAAAGUUGUUUACCACCUCUCAGAACUGAACUGUUCUUUUCCUGCUUGAUGUUUUCAUUUUAAAAUUGCAGUGUAGGAGCUGAAUAAUUUUAAAUCCUCUCAUAUGAUUAACUUUCACCUCAUUCUUAGAAAUAAUCUUAGCUUGUUCUAAAAGUCUGUAACUUGUCAAUGUACACUCCUUUCAAAUACAAGGUGCUGCAACUCCUUGCUGACUAAAGAUGCUUUCAAGUGGUCAGUAUUCUUACUGGAGGAAAUUAGUUAUUCUAUGUAUUCUUUUAAAGAAGGAUAAAUUAUGAAAAGUCACUUCCUAGGCAAACUGGGUUGUGUGUCGCAUAAUGAAGACAAUGUGGGAGGGGGGAGCUGUGUGCGCUGAGCAUUUUUAAUCUUACCAUAGAUUGUGUAUUACUAUUCUGGUAUGUGUACCAAACAUCUAUAGAAUUUACAUAUAUUUAGUUACAUGUUUAAUGUAAACAAAUUGACUGAGUUUUCUUCCCAAAUUUGGAUGUUUAACUAUAAAUAGCCUGACUUUUAAAUAUGUCAAACUCUGCAGCUCCUCUUGACCUAAAUGGGAUCUGUGCAUAUUCAGCACUCUUGAAGAUCAUGCUGCUUAUUAGAGACUUAACUUUAAAUGCCUGUAUAUAUAAAUAUAUGUAGAUAAUAAGGCAUUUGAAUUACUGAGUAGUGAUAUUUUGACCAUCUGUGUGUGGGUUUUUCAGCUUAAUGUCUACAAGAUAACAGUACUUUUGCAUUUCAGAAAACAUAAUAGUUGCAAUAAAUUGAGCUAUGAGAGGGCUGCAUUUCAAGGUAAUUUUAUGUUCCAACAAGUGUUGAAAUGGGAAGACAGUUGCCCUUUAACAAAUUCAGCUUCAUUGUUGACAUAUAUUGACUUUGUGAAACAGUUUAAAUAGUUUGAACUAAUAAUAAACAACUUGGAAUUUAAUUUUAAAUUAUUUCCCAUUUCUGAUAUUAAAAUAACACUUAUCAUCCUUGUGUUUCUAUAAGCUAUUGCAGAUCACAAGCCUCUGGUAAAGUAAUAAGUGGAGAGGAACAUUUUUCAAGCAAAAAGUGCCUGGCUUGGUUUUAUGAAUAUGCAGGUCCUGAUGAAGUCGUGGGGCCCGAAGGAAUGGAAAAGUUCUGUGAAGACAUCGGUGUUGAGCCUGAAAAUGUGUGACUGUACAGAAAAAUUACAGAGUAAAUUUGAUUUCUUGCGGUCACAAUUGAAUGACAUUUCAUCUUUUAAGAAUAUCUACAGAUAUGCCUUUGAUUUUGCAAGGGAUAAAGACCAGCGAAGUCUUGAUAUUGAUACUGCAAAAUCCAUGUUAGCUCUUCUGCUUGGAAGAACUUGGCCACUGUUUUCAGUAUUUUAUCAAUACCUGGAGCAAUCGAAGUAUAGAGUUAUGAACAAGGAUCAGUGGUACAAUGUGCUAGAGUUCAGCAGAACUGUCCAUGCAGAUCUUAGCAACUAUGAUGAAGAUGGUGCAUGGCCUGUACUUCUGGAUGAAUUUGUUGAAUGGCAAAAAGUUCGUCAAGCGUCAUAGCAAGAAUUCAAAAGAAAAUGCAAAAGUUUUUUUGGUGCCCGCCUGUACACAAACUAAUGAGAAAAACAAAGGAUUGCAUUUUCAUUCUUAAGAAAGACUUUACAGUAAUUUUUUUUCCUUUUUUAAGGAAAUUUUCUUGUUAUACGUGAUAUGGGCAUUGAACCACACCUCUUCUGAGACUGAAAGUUGGAGUUCUUGUUUUGAGUCUUAUGUUUAUAGCAUUUAUUUCAGAACAAUAAAGAUUCAGAUUUGUGAUAAAGGCCUAAAAGUGAAGAAUGUCCCUUGAAUGUGAGUGUGGUGUCUAUUUUUAAAACCAAAUCUUUAAGAUUAUCUUUCUCAGAAGUGCCCUUUGCUAUGAAUUUUUGAAGACCUUAAAAACGCUUAACUGGCACUGUUGCUUGCUGAUGGUAUGAUUGUCUUGUGUGACAAACAUUAGAAAGAAUGACUGAUUUUUGGAGCCCUGGGUGGGAGUGUGCUAAUUUGUUUAUUAAUUAUUGGUCAUGGGUUGCGCCACAGUUUUCAGCUCCUUGUGGAGAUAAAGGCCUUAAACUCUAAUUUUUUUUCUUUUUUCUUUUUUGUUCAGUAUCCACCCAGUGGCAUGGCAUUUAAUGGCAGGCCCUUUUAAAGCAGAAAAAUGUAGAGCAUAUGGCUCUGUAUGCAGAAUGGCUGAAAACUAGUUGCCUGUACUUCAAAUGGUGAACACAGAUACUCUUUGGUACAGUAAGGCAGCUUCAAAUUUCUACUACAACUUAGUCUUUGGAUUGCUUUGUAUAAAAAGUGCAAUUUAUAUUUUAAAAGGGAAAGCUGGAAAGACUUGGUUUCAAGCUUUGCUUCUUACAUGUUUUAGACUGGAAGCAUUCACAGCAUGACCUUUUUUUUAUCUCCCUGGAUGCUUUUCAUAAUGUAAGUCAAGAAGAGACUAUUAAGUCACAUACCUUUGACCUGUAUAUAACAGGCUAUUAAUUUUUACCCUGUUACUCCAUCUAUUGAAUCCAAUAACUACUGUGAUUUGCCCUGCUAGGCGUUCAGUAUUCGUGGCAACCUUUAAAUACAGUAGAAGCUUGUCAUUGUACCUUCCUGCCCAGGAGGCCCAAUGCCACCCUUGAGAAGGAAAGGGAUUUUAAUGAGUAAAUGUGAGAAACCAGAGCAGAAUGAGAGAAUGAAGCAUUUGUAACUUCUACUUUAUUAUAUAAAUACGUUAUGUAGACUGUGAUAAUGCCAUGAGACUCAGUCAGUGAUCGAGGCCUCAUUGUGCCAAAUACUUCAACCGCUUGAAAUAAGAAUAGACAAUGUAAGCUAGGCAUGACUUGAAGAUCUUUGCCUCAGGGAAAUGACUUCUGUUUUGCACAUCCCUUAUUCAGACUAACAAGCAUCAGUUUUCCUGUCCUUAAGGAAAGCUUUAUUCCCAAGAUGAAUCUUUUUUUUUUUUUUUUUUUCUUUCUCACAAGGAGGGGAAAAAAAAAAAGACAAGGUGUGAGGAGAAAUGAGAAGUGGGACAAACUAGUAGUGUGUGCCUGUGCUCUUGUUCUACUAGAGGACCACUCUUGCAACUUACUCUUCAGAACUGCUUGCUGUGGGCUGCAGGAAGCAAUGCAGUGGUGGUCCGUGGGCUGUUCUACAAGUCACCUGAUAGUGCAGUUGAACCUUAGAAGCUUGGUUCUGCCCAAGUGAAAAAAAGCAUUUGGGGGGGGGGGGGGGGGGGGGGGACAAACAAAAAAAAAAACCCAAACAGUUGAGAUACUUGGAAGAUCUCUGCUUGUACAGUGGCUAGUGUAUGCGUGCAUGCGAACACAUGCGCUACAGCUGUUCUGUUAUUCCACCUUUUUUAAGUACUUAAUUUUAGGCCUCAUGUAGUCUUCAGCAGUUCUCUUCAAUAUGUUGCAAGUUGUCCAUUUGUAUUACUGAUAAUUCUGAUUUCACUCAUAACAGAGUGCCUUUCAUUUGGAGAUUGCCCUACCCCACAGAAAGUUAGUGCCAGAAUGAGAUUAACUUCAAGAGUCCCAAGAUGUACUGGUAGAGUAAGGUCCUAAGAUGCACAGAUAAACAUGCACCAAUUAACUUAGGUCAGGGGAAGUACUGCUGUAUACUAAAUCUGUGCGGGGGUACUGAUUCUGAAAUUACUUUCUCAAAUUCACUAAAAUAACUCUCCUUGCUUAGUAUGUUUAGUCCCCAUUAUAACUGGGAAAUUAUCUUUCCAGAAGUUUUGAAAUACCUGUUAGAAGAUGAAUAUUUUACAGUAUGAUUUAAAAAAAAAAAAAAAAUCUUUUUUUAGGUAACUGCAAACUGUUGUGAAUUCAAUUUAAACCAGUUGGUCCUAGAGGAUGGUAUUAGAGUUUAACAGUAGGAAUGAUGCAUCUACCAAUCCAAGGUGGUCAAGUACUUACCGUUAACGUGUAAGACGCUAUGUGAUGUAUCAUUUGUAUCUCUGUUAAGGUUUUAUCAGUAUUCCUAUAAUAAAUCCAUGUUUCAGGGAUUUAUAACUUGGUUGUGUGCGUGAUUGCAAAUCAUCAGUUACUGUAAAACUUUGACUGGGAAUGAAUGUAUUUAAACUACUUAAAAUCAAUAUAGUUUUUCAAAUUUGAAUAAAAUAGGAUUUUAAGUUAUGGGGUUUUGUGCUAAAAGCUGCAAUCAGAUUUAUUGUUUAAAUGUGAACUAAUGGCUUGUACAGUUUCAUUGUGAGCUGAUCACUUUUAUUAGCUGUCUUUUAUUAGAUCACCUUACAGCUUACUGUGGAUAAGUGCCAAAAGCUGUUUAUUUAUUUUAUUUUUUUAAUUUUGUGCAUGUCCACAAGCCAAAACUGAGUUCAGCUAAAUGCUUUCUGUAGUCCUUGGACUUUAAUUUUGCUUUGCUCAGGUGCACUUCAGUCUAUUGAAUUAAAAGAAAGUGAUACCUGCUUUUUCCGUAUUCUAAGAUGAAAGUUCACAGUUGAAAUAUGCUGCCACAGUUACAGCAAAUAAUAAAAUCAAAGGUGAAAUGUCUUCCAAAACUAAAUCAUAGUGGUGUCUAUCUUGAUGUUAGAAACUUCACUUUAAUCUCACUUUCAUUUCUUGAUAUUAAUUCUUCCUAACAUAACUGGGUUUUUUCUAGUUUUCUUAGACAACUAACAGUUUUGGGUUUUAAAUCUGAAAACGCCCACCUGUUCAUGGAAAAAGCCAUAUUGGUAGUUUGGAAUGUAAUAUUUCUCCUAUGUAAAAAUGUGAUCUUGAAUUAAACAGUCAUGUAUGUUUACCUAUGUCUUUAACUGUAUAUGUAGUUUUGAUCCAAUUUAUCUUUACUGUUUAAACGUCUAAUUCUUUACUAAUGGCUGUAAUUUCACAUUUCUAUAUAGCGGAAUUUGAAUUUUGCAAUUGAGAUUACUGAGGAUACAAGCUUGGGACUGCUCACAGGUGGCCCGAGAGGGGGCACUGUGGUCUGUAUUUCCAUUGUUAAGGUUUUUUCAUCUCUCAAAAGCUUUGAGCUGAUAUAUUGAUACUGACUGCACAAAAAUCGCAAAAGGGAUCAUAAGUUUAAUGUUUCUGAUGUCUUGUUCAUUUUAUAAACUAGUGAACAGUUCUUUCAAUGCGUUAUGUACAAACUUGUACAGGUUUAGCUUUGUUAAGUAUCAUGAAUAAAAUGGUAUGUAAUAGGGCAGAAAACUAA